Messenger RNA from Hypomesus transpacificus, 4137 nucleotides. RefSeq names its product Na(+)/H(+) exchange regulatory cofactor NHE-RF2. Gene Ontology annotation, biological process: protein localization to plasma membrane. The record is from RefSeq and is a predicted model, not a curated record. NCBI's taxonomy places the organism in Eukaryota, Metazoa, Chordata, Actinopteri, Osmeriformes, Osmeridae. The transcript is spliced from 6 exons. The coding region runs from base 484 to 1686 and encodes 400 amino acids. Gene Ontology annotation, molecular function: signaling receptor binding; protein-membrane adaptor activity. Gene Ontology annotation, cellular component: apical plasma membrane.
AUUGAAUCCGUAUUCCCCAACCAGUUGUUAUGGAUGAAGGUCCAGAGAGUGGUUAGCGCUUGUUGCUUUUUGCAGUGCAGAAUGUUGGUUCACUCGCUUUAAUCGUGAUGAUGGACUAAUAAACGCGCGCCGCUACGAAUAAUACGUUUUGGAGUGUCCGACACCAUUGCGCUUGGCUUGGAUACCGUGCAACACAAUAGCUUAAGGUCGUUCCUGCGUUUUGUAAAGGGUUGUAUUUGUGAACAUUUAAAGUUCUAUGGUGGAAUUUCUCCAAACGUGUAUGUGUAUUGUGAGAGUGAUUUGUCAGCGCGAGGAUUUACGUUUGGAAGUUUGCAAGACAUGAACAAGAAGACAAUAUGUUAUUUUUAUUGUAAAAGUUGAGUAGCAGUAAAAAAAAAACUAAACAAUUUAUAACAGGCGUCUCUACUUUGGAAACUAGCACUGUUCUUCAUAUAAACAAUUAGGCAUUCCAGGACUGUGGAAAUGUCCAGCGAUUUGAAACCUCGGCUUUGUUUUAUGUUAAAGGGGGAGAGUGGGUAUGGGUUUCACUUGCACGGCGAGAAAGGAAAGAGUGGACAGUACAUACGAAAAGUUGAGCCCGCGUCGCCCGCUGAGGCUUCGGGGCUGCACGCUGGAGACCGUGUCAUUGAGGUGAACGGUGAAAAUGUGGAAAGAGAAACGCACCACCAAGUGGUGCAGCGCAUCAAGGCGCUGGAGCAGGAGACCAGAUUGCUAGUGGUGGACCGGGAGACGGACGAGUACAUGCGCAGCCUCCGCCUCACCUGCACGGAGGAUAUGGCCCGGCGCGUGACCGCCGAGCCCCCCCCCUCCUCCUCCUCCUCCACCCCUCCAUCCCCCUCCUCCCCUGUCCCGGCCACCCGCUCCUCCGCCCCCUCCUCGCCCCCGGCCACGCCCGCCAAGCGGGAGAACGGUUCGGUGUCCAAGCUGCCCCUGGGCCUGAGCAGUGAGAUGCCCAAGCCCACCCGCAGGUCGCCGUCGCGGGCUGCCAAGAAGGAGGCCCUGGCUCACAUGCAGGCCGAGGCGGAAGCCAAGGCCAAGGCACGUCCCCCGGUCGACCCCUCGGAGCUGUUCCCCCGGCUGUGCCACCUGGUGCGGGCGGAGACGGGCUACGGCUUCAACCUGCACAGCGAAAGGUCCCGGCCCGGCCAGUACAUCCGCUCCCUGGACCGUGGCUCGCCGGCCGACCUCGCCGGGCUCCAACCUCAGGACCGACUGGUGGAGGUGAAUGGGGUGAACAUAGAGGGCAUGCGCCAUGGCGAGGUGGUGGCCUUCAUCAAGAGCGGAGGAGAUGAGACCAGGCUGCUGGUAGUGGACCCCGACACAGAUGACCACUUCAAGAGGAUGGGCGUCAUCCCCAACGUCAGCCAUGUCAGAGACUACUCCGGUCCGUCCAUAACCAACGGCUCCUCGCCCAGCCCUCAGAUAAACGGCAGCUCUUCCACCCAGUCCAUCAAGUCCACACACUCAGACCUGAGCAGCCAGGGCAACAGCACACAGCUGUGUGAGGAUGAGCCGGGCCACCUGCUGGACCCGUUCGCAGAGCUGGGCCUGCGUCUGAGUCCCACGGCGGCCGAGGCCAAGGAGAAGGCCCACGCCAAGCGGGCCAGGAAGAGGGCACCACAGAUGGACUGGAGCAAAAAACACGAGCUCUUCAGCAACUUCUGAAGUCUCAGCGCCGCCGACCCCCAACGACCCACGUCUUUUUACACGCAUGCACACGCCCACACACAACCCUCAUUGCUAACAUGAUGGCACGGAGAGAGACUUGGAAGGAUGUGCUUCUCAUUGGUACUGGGGUUAGCCGGAAUUCCAGCUCUUUGUCAAAGGACAGGGUCAAUGGGGAAAGUGGAUAUAAGCUUUGUGUCAACUUUUGAGAGCCUUUUAGUAUUCCUUCUCUUCCAACACAGAGUCCUAUGUAGACUUAAAUGCAGGGCUGGAAGAAAGAGAUGCAAGUUUGGAUCAAGCUCUGGAAGCAUUUAUCCACCUGUUUAACUUUUUCACCCUUCAACCACUAGACCGUAACCCUAACCGCUCAAGACUUUGGCUUUGGACAGACAAGGCAGUUAUUUUUGUAUUUAAAGGUAUAAAAUAACCAUUUAGAUGAAGUAUUACCCCACUGACAGAACAUGGACGUGUGUUUUAGAGGAGAAAGAACACUGUGACUUUGAUGAUCAUGGACAUUUUGAGGGAAGUUUAUCUUCUUUGUGUUAUUUUAUAUGAACACCUUCAAACGGAAGACCCCACCCUCCCCUCAUUGUUGCUUUCUGUAGUGUUCUAUGUUGUUGUUAUUGUGACAUGAUCUCAGACUGCAAGUGUUGACUCAUCAGAAAGAAGCACAAACUGAAGCGGAAUAGAUUUGUUUUUGCUAAUCAUUGUUACGUUUUGUCGUCAUUUAAUUUGUAUCUCAACAUAUUCUAUAUUUUUGUAUGAGCUAAGAAGCUUUAAACCAUCUCAUCACCUGGAUAUGCCUUUUAACUCAACUAUCAAAGUCAGAAAGCCACUACUGUCAGCUGAAACAAACCCUUAUUUCUCUCAAGUCCAUUAAAGGGAAUGGCCACUCACGUAAUGCAUCACUGGGGUCGUCUCCAUGAGUCUCAUAAAUGUUGCCCAGCCCAAUCUAUUUCAAAUUGUUUUUAUUUUUUUGCAUUCAUUAUAGUAAUUUUGCACCUCAAAAAAGCCCAGAAUUGUCUGUCAUCCAAUCAAAGAAAACCACCCCAAGUCAGAAGUAGAGACUGGACCGCUUCAUUGAGAAGGCAGGAGAGAUGUUGGACAGUGAAAAGAUGAACGCUGUCACCCCCAGGGGGCGCUCUUUAUCCACUCUGUACUGACUCCCCAGACUACCAGCAGUUUUAAGAUAGACAAGAAAGAAUUUGUGUCGAGUAGUAGGGAUCAUCAAGGAAUAAUUUAACCCCAGUGCAGUUUUUUAUUCUGGACAAUGGAUCUUAUAGAAAAGUUCAUGAAAAAUAAAUAACCUGAAAGGAGAAUGCGAGUGAUACGUGAGCGAACCAGUCCAUGACAACACUGUUGGUACCCUAAUGGAUGAAGAAUGUGGAAGUGGAAAAGAUGGUUAACAUGUAGUGUUAAUGUGAUGUUUAGCAUUGCUAUGAGUAAUAUAAUGCUGUUGCUACAUGUGACAUUUAACUGUUUGUAUUGGAAGCGUUUCUAGGUGGGUUGGAGACACAUGAAUGACCUCGUGCCUAGGUUGAGUAAAGUAAACAAUGUUUAGAGAAAUAACAACCCACCACUAUAUAUUAAAAAAAAAAAUAUGGCUGGAGAGCAGAAGAGGGUGGUGGAGCAGGUCAGUCGUGAACAGAAAGUGAGUAUACUGAAUGUCUGUGAAAAGUAUAUAUCCUUCGUAUAGCCUUGAAGUCACUGUGGCUACUGUGGCUGUGGGAGUGAGGAGGCAGAUGACUCGGAUCUGGGAUAGAGGGGGUAGAAGAGGCCUGGAGGUCAGAGAGAGAUGGUGUGCGUGUGUGGGUGUGUGUGCGUGUGUGUGUGUGUGUGUGUGUGUGUGUGUGUGUGUGUGUGUGUGUGUGUGUGUGUGUGUGUAAAAAUGAAUGAGACCAGGGGAGCCACAGAGCUUAAUUGGGAUUAGGGGAAGCAUUGGGACAGCUGUUAUACACACAGACACAUCCCGGAACAUGCCACCAUCAAACCCUGGAAGGGGGUCAGGGGUUGCCUUUAGAGGGGACCGCCCUGACCCCUGACUGCUGGGUGGGUGGUACGGCCCGUUAUGCAAGCUAUGCCAGUCCCUGGUUCUGAUAGGUUGAAGGAACCGGGCUGGGUCCGCUGUGCUAUGUGGCGCCAACGACACACUUAUAGGACAGGGAGAGAAUAUCUGUUAACAUUUAUAGCACAGUAAUCUGAGUUAUGUCUAUCUUUACUAUUACUCCUAAUAGUACUGCACAUUGUUUUUAUGUACUCUUGUCAAUGUUUAGAGGUCUAGCAUUCUCAGCUUUGCAGUAGGUUGUGUUACUAUUGCAUACGAUGAUGGCUGUUGACCUUGAGGUGAAUGGAAUGUAAGGAAUGAUGUGUAUAUAUGACAGGAUAUAUGCGUCGGGUUGCAUUUUCUUUCCAAUAAAGUGUGACAAUCUCAUUCUUGAACAUAUAAUAUGA